AUGGACCCUGCAGACUCCUUUUCCUCUGAGUUCAACGGCGAGAUGAGGUGGAUGGUGAGUCUGCUCGACCGCAUUGCCCAGUCACGGGAUCUACGGACUAUGGCAGUCGGGCUGAAUGCAGUGGAUGCCAUCAUUCGCCAUAACCCUCAGCUGUCUCAGUUUGCUAAGGACACUAAAUUGGACGACACCAUUACUGCCUGGAGAGAGCAAGUCAAGGCUGGUCAGUCUGAGACAGUAACAUCUUCUCAAAAAAUAAUCACAGUAGUUGGUGAGGAUGUCAUCUUACCAUGCUACUUGGACCCUGCGACAGAUGCUGUGUCUAAGAUUCUGGAGUGGGGGAGACCUGACCUGGAUCCCAGAUUUGUCCAUGUGUGGUUUGAGGGUCAAGAUCAUCUGGUUAAUCAAAACCCAUCUUACAAAGGAAGGACAUCACUGUCCACUGAGAAACUGAAGCAGGGAGACCUUUCACUGAAACUCUCUAGAGUCAAACACUCUGAUAAUGGCAGAUACAGAUGCUUUUUUCCCUCAGAGUCCAAAGAAUCUACCAUUGAACUUCUUGUUGGUUCACUUUCCUUACCUACAGUAGCAGAAGUCAACAUAAACAGGAGUGCAGUCGCUUUACAGUGUAAGUCUGCAGGCUGGUAUCCGGAGCCUGAGCUGCUGUGGAUGGACAGUGAUGGAAACAGCCACUCUGCUGGACCUACAGAGACCCUCAGAGGUCCUGAUGACCUCUAUACUGUCAGCAGCAGAGUGACUGUGGAGAAGAGACACAGAAAUACUGUGAACUGUAUAGUCCAACAAAGGGAUAUCAACCGGAGCAGAGAGACACAGAUGCAUGUUUCAGAGAAAAAGAGGCAAACUAAGGAUGAAGCUGAGGAGAAAGAGAAAGAGCAGCUGUUGGCAGAAAACAAGAAGUCUGAAGAACUACAGCAGAAAGAGGAAGAGCUGAAAGACCUGGAGGAGCUGGUUAAUAUACUGACUGAACAGGAAAACGAACUGAAGAAAUUAAAAAAUGAACUCAAACAACAAAGGGAUGUGGUGGAUG
Pundamilia nyererei is the source of this 1045-nucleotide messenger RNA. RefSeq names its product butyrophilin-like protein 10. Gene Ontology annotation, cellular component: external side of plasma membrane. Gene Ontology annotation, biological process: T cell receptor signaling pathway; regulation of cytokine production. The transcript has 4 exons. Gene Ontology annotation, molecular function: signaling receptor binding. The annotation marks the transcript as partial. The record is from RefSeq and is a predicted model, not a curated record. Lineage: Eukaryota; Metazoa; Chordata; Actinopteri; Cichliformes; Cichlidae.